Ictalurus furcatus (blue catfish) is the source of this 2777-nucleotide messenger RNA. Its product is annotated as solute carrier family 26 member 9. Gene Ontology annotation, molecular function: sulfate transmembrane transporter activity; oxalate transmembrane transporter activity; bicarbonate transmembrane transporter activity. Lineage: Eukaryota; Metazoa; Chordata; Actinopteri; Siluriformes; Ictaluridae. The coding region runs from base 312 to 2675 and encodes 787 amino acids. The record is from RefSeq and is a predicted model, not a curated record. The transcript is spliced from 20 exons. Gene Ontology annotation, biological process: transmembrane transport. Gene Ontology annotation, cellular component: membrane.
GACAAGAUCACCAGACCACUUCAUUUAAAUAAAUUAUAAUUAUUCUAUUGGUCUUAAAGAUUUGUUUAUUCAUGAACAAUAAAUAAAUUGCUCCUAUUCUUUAAGUUAAUAAAGAAAAAGACAAGGCUGCAUUAGGUGACUUUGCCAACAAGGAUAACAAGCAAGACCAUUUUAAGCUCCACCCUUCAUACAACUUUACCAGUAAGAUAUCAGAAUCAGGGCAAUAAUGAUCUCGAAACCAUUCCUAGCUUACAACACCUAAGGCAUAUUAUCAGAAACGGAACAUCAGCGAAACAGUUCUAGCUAGCACGAUGCAUCAAGUUCGUCCUCGCUAUGCAAUAGACCGACCAGCCUACUCUCAACCAGAAUUUGAUGAGGAGUUUAACAGGAAGAGGAGAAACUAUCCUUUGGGGAACAAAGUAAGGAAAGUGUUCAGAUGCUCCAGCGGGCGACUGAAAGGUCUUCUCUUCAGACAUCUGCCAGUGCUCAGCUGGCUUCCCAAAUACAACUUCAGACAGAACCUUGUGUGUGAUAUCAUCAGUGGAAUCAGCGCAGGCACGAUUCAGGUUCCACAGGGCAUGGCCUUUGCUCUUUUGGCUAACUUACCUCCAGUCAAUGGACUUUAUUCAUCCUUCUUUCCUCUUAUUCCAUACUUCUUCAUGGGCACAGCCCACCAGAUGGUGCCAGGUACUUUUGCUGUGUUGAGUAUCAUGGUGGGUAUAGUGUGUCUGCAGCUGGCACCUGAAUCAGAUUACAGCUAUUUUAACACCACUCUCAAUGCCACUGUAGUAUAUGAGCAGAAGAUGAAUGAGGCCCGGCUGGCCAUAUCAGGCACUUUGGCUUGUCUGACUGCCAUCAUACAGAUUGGUCUAGGCAUGAUGCAGUUUGGAUUUGUGGCCAUAUACCUCUCUGAGUCAUUUGUUAGGGGGUUUAUGACAGCUGCAGGGCUGCAGAUCCUCGUAUCUGUGCUUAAGUAUAUUUUUGGAAUCCCAGUACAACCAUACAGUGGUCCUCUGGCUAUAAUUUAUACCCUCAUAGACAUAUGCAAAGGCCUGCCCAGAACCAACAUAGCUUCUAUGGUGUUCGCCCUUGCCAGCUGUGUGAUGCUGAUCGUAGUAAAAGAACUGAGCACUCGCUACCAUCAUAAAAUCCCUUACCCUAUUCCCAUAGAGAUAAUUGUUGUGGUUGUGGCUACUGCCAUCUCCGGGCCAUUGCAUCUGCCUGAAAAGUACCACAUGGACAUAGUAGGAGAAAUCCCUUUGGGGUUUCCUGCCCCGAUCCUGCCUAGAGUGUUCGAGUGGGGGGAAAUGUUAAGUACAGCUUUCUCACUGGCCAUUGUCGGAUAUGUCAUCAAUUUGGCCAUGGGCCGGACACUGGCCACCAAACACGGUUACGAUGUGGAUCCCAAUCAGGAAAUGCUAGCUUUGGGCUUCAGUAAUCUCCUGGGUGGUUUCUUUAAGAUUCAUGUGAUCUGCUGUGCUCUGUCUGUCACACUAGCUGUAGAUAGUGCAGGAGGUUCCUCACAGUUUGCCAGUCUGUGUGUUAUGGUAGUUGUCAUGGUCACCAUGCUGGCUCUGGGAGCUUUUCUCAAACCACUCCCUAAGUCCGUGUUAGGAGCUCUCAUAGCUGUUAAUCUGAAGAACACACUUCUGCAGAUCUCUGAUCCAUACUAUCUCUGGAAGAAGAGCAAACUAGACUGUUGUGUAUGGGUUGUCUCUUUCCUGGCAACCUUCUUCCUGAGUCUGCCUUAUGGUGUUGCAAUUGGGGUGAGCUUCUCCAUUCUGGUAGUCAUUUUCCAGACUCAAUUUCGUAAUGGCUCGGAAGUGGGUCAGGUCUUGGAUACAGACUUGUACAAGAACCCUAAAGUCUACAAUAAGGUGAAAUCCAUUGAAGGUGUGAAAAUAGUGAGUUACUGCUCACCUCUUUACUUUGCCAAUGCAGAGAUAUUUCGCCGAAAGGUUAUCAAAAAAACUGGGCUGGAUCCAGGCAAGGUGCUUCUGGCCAAGAAGAAGUUUCUGAAAAAACAGCAGGAGAAAGAAAAACAAAAAAUAAAAGACCAACAGAGUCAGGAGAAGGCAGCUGCGAGAAAGAGGAAAGUGAGCUCACUAGUUACCAUGAAGACGCAGACUAUUUCACAAAUUGAUCUGCAGAGUGACUUUUACACCAUUGGUGUAGGCAGCGAAAACAUGCCCACGAGUUACAUCAAUCCAUACUGUGAUAUCAUGAAUCCCAGUGACCAGCUUCCAGAGCCUGAGCCUACCACAUCCCCUCCUGUUAUGAUGGAGAUGCAGCCUGUCCCCUUUCAUACACUUAUCUUGGACCUGGGAGGAGUCUGUUUCAUCGACCUGAUGGGCAUUAAAGUUCUUACUAAGAUGAGCAACACUUAUAGUGCCCUGGGGAUUAGCCUAUACCUAGCAAAUGUGCAAGCUCAGGUAUUUGAGGAGCUGGAGACUGGAGGAGUGUUUGAGGAGAGCAGUAUUACUCCUAGUCACAUGUUCUUGUCAGUUCAUGACGCAGUCCUGUUUGCCCAGUCAUUGACUCCCGGAACUAUGAAAGAGCAGGAAGCCAGAGAAAGGAUACAACUGGCAUUUGAUAUAGAAGAAGCGGAACAGAAUCUGGAGCAGGUAAAAAACAAACAAAGCCUAAUGCUAAAAUGUUGGAAAGAUAUUUCCUGACCUUAAUAUUAUGAGGUUGUUUCUCAUGAUCUGUGUGAGUGAAUGAGUUUUAUUGCAGUGAAUGUUUGUUACUGAUGAUUAACAAGAUGUCAUUCUUAUAUU